Molecule: messenger RNA, 1718 nt
Organism: Lagopus leucura (white-tailed ptarmigan)
Lineage: Eukaryota; Metazoa; Chordata; Aves; Galliformes; Phasianidae
Gene: MSRA
Product: methionine sulfoxide reductase A
Exons: 8
Coding region: 308-1045 (245 amino acids)
Biological process (GO): cellular response to oxidative stress
Cellular component (GO): cytoplasm
Molecular function (GO): peptide-methionine (S)-S-oxide reductase activity
Source: RefSeq, a predicted model, not a curated record
CAAGUAACUUGGAAGAAUACAGAGGCAAUGCCGAAAUCUAGAGGGAGAAUUUGUUUUGUUUUGUUUUUUUUCCUUUUUGCGGUAACAAAAAAAGUUUUUGUCGACACAAAUGUGCUUUAAAACCAAAUCUGACCUCUGCCGGAACGUGUUCAGAAUGGGAAUUUCAACGUUUCUCUCAUACGUGCUGCAGAUGCAACUUUUAACGGAACGUCCUUAAAGCUUCCAUCUGACUCGGCGCUGGAGUAAGAGUAGAGAGAAAGUUGGGACGUCUUCAUGCGAAAAUAAACAUCAUGUCAAUGGAAACAGAAUGGUAGAACCUUUCCCAGAGGGAACACAGAUGGCUAUAUUUGGUAUGGGCUGCUUCUGGGGAGCUGAGAGGAAGUUUUGGAGACAGAAAGGAGUCUACUCCACUCAUGUGGGUUACGCAGGAGGGUAUACUCCAAAUCCUACCUACAAAGAAGUCUGUUCAGUAAAGAGUGAAGGCCUGACUGCAGCCACUGAAGAGCUAUUUACAGAACACUGCUACCUCCCCUAUGUCCUGAACUGCAGGGACAUCCACGGUGCACUCAUCCCACUGUCAUCUCCUACCAAUCGGGAGCUUAUCUUUGCUGUAUUGUCAAGCACACUGGACAGGAACCAAAUUGAUUUUAUCAAAAUUUUCAUUACAGGUAGAACUGGCCACAUGGAAGCUGUACGAGUGGUAUAUCAGCCAGAAAACAUCAGCUUUGAGAAACUGCUCAAGGUCUUCUGGGAGAAUCAUGACCCGACACAAGGAAUGCGUCAAGGUAAUGACAUUGGCACUCAGUAUCGUUCAGCCAUCUACACCUUUUCCCAAGAACAGAUGGAAGCUGCCUUGAAAUCUAAGGAAGAAUAUCAAAAGGUAUUGACAGAAAGCGGUUUUGGUGCCAUCACAACAGAAAUCCGGGAGGCUCCGGAGUUUUAUUACGCUGAAGAUUACCAUCAGCAGUACCUCAGCAAGAACCCCAACGGAUACUGUGGCCUCGGGGGAACGGGGAUUUCCUGCCCCAUCGGGAUCAGGAAAUAGCUUGUGCUCAUGGCACCCCCAGUGCUUUGUUCUAGGGGGUUGUUCUGAAAAGGCCGACAGCAAUGAGAGGUGUUCCGGUACCCACAGCAUCAGCACAUCAAGAUUUGGGAUGGCUUGCUGUAAUCUGAGCAGCUUCCUGUUCAUUGACAUUAAAAGCCAAGGAGAUUUGGAAAUUUUGCUUGCUGGCCAAUGCAGCUUCUUGCUCUGUGCAGUUCCCUGGUUUCCUCAUGAGCUUGAAAUUUAGAGAGGAAAGAAACUUCUUAAAGUUUGGCUUGAAACGCUGCUAAAGGGAUGGAUUGUGGGGUGGCUGCACCCAUUAAGCACUUUGCAUAGCUAAUGUCUAUAGGCAUACUUAUUUUCUUGGAUUGAUGAAUUUGUUCAUGCUUUAGCUUUGACUUCUGGAGACAUAGCUGAGCUCAUCUUAGCUAUCACAACCCUGUAAUUUGAUGUCUUUGAGAAUGAUGAAUUUAGAAGAUCAGUAAUUCUCUCACAAUUCCACUUUUGCUGCAACGUGUAAUAUCACCUAUAGUGCCUAUUUUCUGAAGCAAUUUUAGUAAGAAAAAGUAAAAAUUGUGAUGUGAUACUUUUGACAGUUCCAAAAAAUGUACAAACACAGAAAGAAAUCAAUUUGGUUUCCUGCACUACAAUAAAUUACAAAGACAGGAAAGAAAAA